Plasmodium cynomolgi strain B is the source of this 9492-nucleotide messenger RNA. Its product is annotated as WD domain G-beta repeat domain containing protein. Gene Ontology annotation, biological process: microtubule-based movement; mitotic spindle organization. NCBI's taxonomy places the organism in Eukaryota, Apicomplexa, Aconoidasida, Haemosporida, Plasmodiidae. The transcript has 2 exons. Gene Ontology annotation, molecular function: microtubule motor activity; microtubule binding; ATP binding. The coding region runs from base 1 to 9492 and encodes 3163 amino acids. The record is from RefSeq and is a predicted model, not a curated record.
AUGGAUGAUCUCUCUGUAGCACUGGUCAAAACUGCAGUUGAGAAAAAUGCCCAGACCAAGUGGACAAGGGGAAAUAACUCAGAGGUGGAAGGAGAGACAGACACACAGAUAGACUCACAUAAUUGCGUUGGCAACCCAGUGGGCAUCAACCAAAAUGAGGAUAUUUUAUUGACACCGAAUGAACGACAGGAUGAUGAUUUAGAGAAGGAACGAAACGGAGAAAGCAAAACUAAUAAACUAAUUUUUAACAAAAUAAAUAAUCAGAAUAGUUGCCAAAAGUUUGAUCAGGAAAACGUGACAGAAAUGAACAAGUAUGAAUAUGCAUACGAAAGGGAGGAUGUUUUCUCAUGCGAAGAUGCGUUUGGCGAAUCGGUGGAGAGCAAUAAUUUGAGCUCCUAUGACGAGGAGGAAAGAGAACAGAUCGACCCAUUGAUCGGAUACGAUAAUGGACACACUUCUAACAACAACAGAGGUAGUGAGCGACAGAACUGUCAAGUGAUUGUAAGGAUAAAGCCAAGAAUUAGAACGAACAGACUGGACAAAGUGAGCAAGCCGAACGAAAAUGAAACAACUGGGAGAGGGGGAAAUUAUGAAGAUGCGAAAAAUAUUAAAUAUAAAAAAAAUUGUCUCUACGUACAUAAUCAGAAUUUUUCAUUUGACAAAAUAUUUUCUGAAGAAACGAAACAGAUAGAAGUUUACUCAUACCUGUCCGAUAACUUUUUAAAUAAUUUGUUUGAAGGUUAUAACUGUACCAUUUUUGCCUAUGGACAGACGGGGUCAGGAAAAACAUUUACCAUGGGAUUUGACUACAUGAACGAAUUUUCCCAAAAUGUUGGUAUUUUGCCUCGAUUUUUAAACGAUAUGUUUAACAUAAUUGAGAGGAAAAAAAAGAAAAUCGAUUUUGAUGUGUCAUGUACGUAUAUCGAAAUUUAUAAUGAAGAAAUUAUCGAUUUGAUAGAUUUUAAGGAAGAAGAUUAUCAUGAAAAAAUCAACCAUAUUAACAAAAAGGAAAUAAUCCUAAUGGGUAUUAAAAAUGAAAAAGUACAAAAGGUUCAAGAUGUAUUCACCAUCCUACAUAAGGGGAAUUUAUUUAGGACCACAGAGAGAACCUUCAUGAAUGAUAAAUCUAGUAGGUCUCACGCAAUCUUCACCGUUAACCUGAUUCAGAGAAAAAAGCAAGAGGCAGAAAAUGAGAAAAAAAAAGGGAGCACCCUCGAGGGAAAUCCAAACUGCAGGAGCGAACAGUGUGCAGUAAACGAAUUAGGAGAAGAGCAAAAAAGACGCAGCUUAAACGGUAGUGAUGAUGUAGAGGAAGAGGGAGCUACCAACAAGGAGGAUGCACACACGAAUGCUGACGAAGGGAAGAAAGAUCUUGAUUUUGCAAACGAGUGUAAUAAUAACGCGAAUGGGCUGGAACACACAAACAAGUCAGAUGUAAUAUGCUCGAAAUUUCAUUUUGUCGAUUUGGCUGGGAGUGAAAGAGCAAAAAGAACUGAAACGAAGGGACACAGGUUGAAAGAAGCAAUCAGCAUCAACUACGGACUUCUAUCUCUAAGCAACGUUAUUUACAGCUUGUCUAGUAAUAAAAAGAGUCAACACAUUCCCUACAGGAAUUCCAAGCUAACCAGAAUACUUCAAGAUUCCCUUGGAGGAAACAGCAAAACAGUUAUGAUUGCAUGCAUCAGUAUUGACCCUGUAGACUUUUACGAAUCAUUAAGCACCAUCAAAUAUGCCGCAAGGACUAAGAAGAUUAAAAACACCCCAGUCAUCAACUAUGACAUUAACAGCGUAGUUAUUAACGAUUUGAGGAAGCAGCUAUUCAACCUAAAUCUAGAGUUGAAAAAAUACAAAAUUGAAUGCAAAGAUAAGUCGUCUGAGGUGGAUUUUACUAGGGUUAAGGAAUUAACUAGCCAAAAUAAACUAUUACUGCAAAAAGUGAAAGGCUUAAAAGUGAAGAGAAAGAAGUUGAUUUGUUUGAUAUUUUACUAUAUGAGCUUGUUAAAGAGGACCAACUAUGCACCCACGGAUGGUUCGUUUCGCUCUAACGUGGUUGAAAGUGUUAGAAGUCGCUCUGUAAGUCUGCUCAAUCAAAAUGGGUGCAUCACCCAGGGGGGGGAAACAUGCACAGGGGGAGAGCUUCCCUGCACGAAUCAGCCAUUGGUUGAAGGAGAUGCGAAUGCCACCGUGCAUAGUGGCGAUAGAGAUGGAGAUAACUCUAACCACAUCUCUUCUGCCUCAAUUUGCAAAAAGGGGACUGUCGUGCCAGACAUCCCUCCCAGUAGUGGUGCUCUCACCAGGCCCCAUUUCACCAUGAGCGUGGAUUCCUUUUUUCAAAAAAGGGAUAACAUGGAUAAGGAAAACGCUGCAAAUAUGAACAGCAAACUGUCCGAACCAGCCAUGUUAAUCCAUGAUGGCCAUUGCUCAAGUGGCAUGGUAACCCUCACAAUGAAAGGAACCCCCAUGGGAGAUGCAAAAUCGUGUCAUUCCUGCGGCUUGAAACAGAAUAGUAACGAACACCUAGUCGAGAAGAACAGCAAAAAGGAACACGACAUGAACGUUGUAGUAAGUAGCGGUUCACACGAAAUGGACACGGGUGAAACCUGCCACUGCGUUGAGAGGAUCUCCCUGCAUAGGAGGGGUGAUCAGACGGUAGACAUGAACAGAGAAACGCAUGAUAACCGCAGCAAUUUUCAAGAAAGUGUGAUGUGGUGGUCAGAAAACGCCAUUGAGGGGGACGUUCUGACUAGUAUGCCAAAAGAUCCCUCCGGGGAACUGUCACCAAAUGUGAUGGAACCUCCAAAGAAAGAUGCACCAAACGGGGACACCCUCAAUGAAAACCACAGACUAUGUACCACGUGCCAGAAAAAAAAUAUGGUCGAUGAUAAGGAAGAUGCUUGCGACUCCGAUUUCAACACGCUAGAGAAAAAAUACCUGUUUGUGAAUUUAGAAGAAGAUAAAAGGUGCGUAGAAAACAUGUUCAGGCAAUUUGAGCUGAACCGAUAUAAUGAGAAGAAGCUGAGAGACCUAAACAAAAAGUACAAUUCAAUUUUUGAAAAAAAUAAAGCAUACGAAAAAAAAAUUGACGAACUGAAGAAAAUGGUGAAGAAGAUGAAAAAGUGUGCAAAACUCAGCUCGGAGAGCAGGUACGACGGGAAGAAGAAAAAAAAUAAAAAAACGCAAAAAGGUGGUAGAAGUGGGAGAAGCGGAAGAAGUGCAAGAAGUGGUCGGGAUGUCGGAGGGGGUGCAAAGGUGGGGCCCCCCAAACGACAAUACCACCCAGAUGGAACGAAAAAUCUGCUCCAGAGUCCGACGAACGAUGAGACUUUCUAUAAACCUAACCGCGACCACUUUAGCGAUGUAGAAUUCGAGAGAAAAAUGAAAAGCAAAAUGUUAAAGCAUUUUGCAAGAAAAAAGAACCUCACGGAUACAGAAGUCAGUGCGAAGGGGGGUAACUCAUUUUGUGCUUAUGGGACAAGCGGGUGUCAUGAACACACACGGCUAAUGGAUCUGCUUCACCAAAAUUUGAAUUGUCACAAAAAGGAGAACAACCUUUUUGACAACCCUAAGUUGAACGGCUUCUUGGUAAGCGCAGAAAAACACAAAAAAGGAAUGAACAAAAAAGUAAGAAGAAGAAGAGGAAGAAGAAGAAGAAUUAUACUUUCUGAGAAUAAUGACAGUGCGUCCUCAAAUUUUAUAUACUCAAGUAACAACGUUGAUUUGGGUCUAUCUGAGGACACUGCUGAAGCUGGUGAGUUCCCCAUGGGAAGUAACGGCAUAAGGGGGGAGCCCAUAAAUGGGGAAAAAAUAACACCCCGAGAUGUGCCAGAUAAACGAAAAAAAAAGAAAGUCCAAACGGAAGUAACGGAGGAAGGGGUGGAGAUUUCACACCCGUAUGACCAUUUUCCAGGAAGUGGCAAAAUGGAUAGCCUCCAUUUUGUGAAUUACACAAGGGGAGAGAUAAAACCAAAAUGGCACACCAGCGAUGAGGAGAUGGACGACGAGGAGGACACAAGCGAGAGCAGCCACUCCAGCAGCGCUAAUAGUAGCUAUGCCAGCGAUGAAGAAAGUUGCCACAGCAGCGGUAAUGUGUCCCCCAAGUUUCUAAAAAAUAAACUAAACAAGCUACAAAAAAUUAUCAAAGAAGACAUAUGCAAAAUUAAAAAAGUGAACAGGGAGAAAGAAGAAUACAACGCGAAAAAUGAAUUCCUCACGAACAGUAUAAUGAGUCUGAAAAAAAAACUACAUUAUUUACAAGUCAACAGUCAGAAUAACAAGAAUUGCAAGAAGAUAGAAAACAUGAAGGGAGAAAUCCAAAGAAUAACAAAUGAAAAGCAGAAGAUUCAAAAAAAAUUAAACGACAAUGAGCAACAAAUUAAACAUUUAAAGGUAGACAUUUUGAAAAUGAAAAAUAAUUUUUUAAAAACCAGUACUCUCUUGAAGGAAGAACAGAGAAAGCAUACCAACAUUAUUCGCAAAAAAGAAAAUAUAAUUACAAAGUUGCAUGAACGAGAAGAACAUUACAUCAAUAAACUUAAAAAAAAGGAAGAAAUAAGUAAGCAGGCAUAUUCAAAAUUGCUCAAAAGGAAUCAAGAACUAAAUGAGGAAUUAAAAAAGUUAAAAAAAAAAGGGCCAAGUAGCAAUGCCAAACGGGGUGACAGAAAAAAGGGACAAAAAAAUCACCCAACUCAGGGUAUCAUCCAUGGCAACAAAUUUGACGGUGUCUCCACACGGGUUAAAAAAAUCACGUCGGACGGGGUGCGCAUCUCCAAUUCGUUACGUGAUGACGAUGUGCACCAUUAUGAUGACCCCGAUGAUGGUAACAGCGGUGGUGGUGACCAGCACAGGGAGGAUGCCACGUCUCUCCAGAAUGACGAUUUUAACGUCUCGCCUCUGAGUACCAUCCUCUCCGAUGGGGUUAAAUCGGCCUACCUAAACUCGAGUCCCUCUGUGUGUAACCCAGAAAACAAGCUUUUUUCUCCCCACUCCUUUUAUAAAUUCAGUAAGAGCGAGUACGAAUUUCAGAACAGCUUCAAAAAUGAUGUGAAAAUUAAAAGCUACUUGAGGGAGUUUUUGAAAAAGAAAAAAAAACUCAGCUCCCUUAAGGCAAAGUUGGACAAGGAAAAAAGUAUGAACAGACAGGUUAGGAAAAUACUGCAGGCCCUAUAUGUGAAGAAGAAAAAUGAAGAUGAAGAAGGGAAUCAUGGGGAGGACGGCUUCCCCGGGAGAAGCCCAACCGUAGGGACAGAAGAAAGAUUCGCUCAAACAAGUUGCACUGUUAAUGCUGGUAAAGACCGAGAGAGUAGUUCCGGACAACCCAUGGUAGAGCAACCACUUCGGAACAGAGUGACCACUGUUGAAAUGGAAGAGGACGAGCAAAACCUACGCGACGAUCGAAGCGAGAGUAAGGAAGGCAUACUUGUUAAUGAAAAUUUCAUCCCUGUGGAGAACAAAGACGAGGGAGAAAAUUCGCCAAUUUUAUUACGCGAUGAAAAAAUGGACGAAGAAGUAGUAUAUUACGAAAACAAGUUGAAAGAAUCUAAUGAAUUUUUAAAAAAACUGAAAAGGGACAUUGUCACGAAGAAGGAAGAAUUCAUUUUACAAAAAGUGGUGAAGCAUUUGCUAAAAAAAUUAUAUUUCAAUUUUAACAAAAGGAAAGAAAGUGAAAGAAAAAUAAAAUCCUUAAAAAAAUUUAUUUAUUCAGAAAAUUUGUUUAUAUCCAAAAUUUACAACAACUUUUUUUACCUUACAAAUGUGGUAAACAAUUCAACAUUGCCGAUUGGUGGCCACCCCUAUUUGAAUAACCAUCCAAUGGUCCCAUUUUAUUCGAACCAGAUAAAUGAUACACGUGAGGGUCACUUCAAUGGAGGGUUGCAUUUGACUUGUACAGAGAGGCACAUAAAGAAUAACCAUGCGGGGUUAAGUGCCCUUUUACCGUUGUAUAAAUUUGACCAAGCUAAGGGGGUCCUUCCACGAAAUGGCGUACCGAGUGACCUGCUGGGCGGCAGAAGGAGAAAUACCUUCAGCAUUUUGAUGGGUAUCACCCCCACUGCUGAGAUGAACAAGAACAACACAAAUUUGAAAAAGAGGAGCUAUAAAAGUAGGCUAAUCGAAAAUUUGCACCUCAACCAUUUUAACAAAAGGAGAGUUGUUCUAUCCAGAAGUAACAACUUUGUCGAAAAUGACAGAAAUGACGAAAAUGGCGAAAAUGACAAUUUUGAAACAAAAUGGGGGAAGAGAUAUUCGGACGGAUACUCUUUAAACAGAAUGCGUGACACACACGAGGGGUUUGGACUUGAGGUUAAGCUUAAUGGAGGGGUGCCCACUGAACAGAUGCUACAGGACCUCCCCAAAAGGUAUGAACAAAUAAAUUGGUUGCCAAAUGAAGGGGCAACGAAUGUCAACCUGAAUGCGCUCAACCUUUUGCAUGAUAACAAUAUUUUUGGCAAAAGCGAAAAGGGAAACUUCAUUCGUACAGUGCAUGAUGACAACGGAGGGAGAGAAGGCCAAGCGGUAGACGCGGUAGAUGCGAUAGACGCGGCGGACGGGGAAGAAUGCUCCCUUGAGCAGACACAUUAUCAUGCACUUCCAAAUUUAAGAAUGAAAAGAAAGACCAUAGAUAAUUGUUACAUUUACUCGAAUAAACAGAAUGGCGAUAAUUUCCUCGACUACUACCAGGACGUCUUUUCACGGGGGCAUUACGACGCGAACGGCGCUAAGGGGGAGGAAGAAAAAACACAGAGGGGCGUUACCAUUUCGGACCCAAGCCAACGUUUAUUAUGCGGCAAAUCUGAAGGAGAGUCCUACAAAGGAGCGGAGGCACCAGAGAGGGAACCAUCUUUGUGCAAUAGAAAAUGUGAUAAGAAGCAGUCCUCUCCAGUCGAUUCGUGCAUACACCCCCCCACCGUAAAUACAGCCAUUAGUAGUGACACUUUCCCAAAAGGAAGAAGUGAAUUCGUAUCGUCGAAGCGAUUAGAAAGACGCGUUCCACAAGAGGGUUGCAACAUUCGGGGAAAAAAAAGAGACCAUAUUUCCUAUAUGAUGAAAAAGGGCAGCCAAGAAUUAAACUGUGCAUUGACAAGCGUGCACAUUGAUGGGGAGGAUUGCCUAGGAAGGGACAAGGCGAAAAAGGAGGAUGGUACGAUUGGCGGAAAGUACGACAAUAGAGAUUGCUCGGUAGGCACUGGCACCGGCAUGCACAGCAGCCCAUGUGGCAUCCCCAUCACGGUAGAAAGCAAGGCGAAUUUGUUGCCCCCGUGGGGUCGGACCGAUCAACAUUGGGGAAAGAACAGAUUGGACUUCAAUUUGACCCCAAGAGAGAUAAGCGGCAAUGGAACCCGCAACGAGGAUGACAGCCGAGACCCCAUCGAGGGUGAACUCAAAGAGGAAGUAACAGAGGUGAGCAAAAAGGGGGGCAAAAUGGUGAGCAGAACGGUGCGGACAUUCAACGUCGCCAGUGCAGAUGGAGUGAAGAAAAGGCAGCCAAAAGUUUGUUCCAUCAAGUCGAAGAGCGCCGACGGUAAUAGCAGAAUUGUUGGUGGCGUCUUGAAUGUCAAACGUGCUUGCAAAGAAAAGGAAAACAAAUCGAAUGACGCCUCUAUGGAUGGGACAAACAUGACGAAGGAGGCGAAAAUCACGAGUGUAGAGGAAAACGGUUUAGAAGGGCACCAAACUGCGAAGAACAUGGAGAUGCGGAAUAGCAACUCGGAGGAGGAAUCUCAGAUGCGAAGAAAAAACGCCUCAAUAGAUGCCGAAACGAAGUUGGUGAAGAAGGCGAAUAUAAACAAAUUGUCAGCGAACCAGACGAAUGGACCACUCCACCACACUGUGUUAGUGCAGAAGGAGGACAAUACCUCGCAUAAGACUCAAGGGACAAAGCUCCAAAUGGACCCCGAUUCAAUUGCCGAGUGGAACAGCAGUUGCAAUAGGAAUGAAAUCAACUGCGGGAGCUACGGUAAGCCAAACGAAGGGGGGGAGGCAACCCAAAGUAACAACCUACAGUACGGAAUCAACAGGGAAGAUUUUAAAAAGAUAGAAAAAAUACACGAGGAGAGUAUCAACAUCUUCAAAAAUAAAAUGAACGAUAUAGGAAUGAACAACGAAUCGUUCGGUAGCAUCCACAUGAUGGAAAAAAAAAUGAAGGGAAAUUUUGUCAACGGUGGGAACUACGAUGCGGAUAAUAAUAUGGGAGAAGAGUUCCCAUUUAACAAGGGGAUUACACAGAAAAAGUACAAAACUUUAUGCAUGAAAAAUUGCCAUAAAUAUGGGGUUAGUGGAUUAUGUGUUAAAGGAUCAAAUAGUAAAGGUCUUGCCAUUUUUAGUAGCUCAAUAAAUAAUAUAAAGCUAUGGGAUGGUAAAAAAGCUGUGUGGAAUUAUGACCAUGUGAAUUUAAAAAAUGAAAAGAGCACAUUUAUAAACAGCCUUAUUGUGUCUUUUCAAAAGAAUUGCUUUUUUGCUGGCAUCAACAGUUAUGUACACCUAUUUGAUAUUAGAACAAAUCCUGUAUCUUUACAGAAAUAUUACUAUAGUGACAAAAAUGAUGGUAGCUUGUUAAUUUCUCUUCUAAAUGAUAAGUCAGAUUAUGUACCUUUUUUGUUACAAAAUGGGGGCAUCUCCACUUUUAGCGGCGCACGGGAAGGUGGGGAUUAUACUUACGAAGGCGUGAACAAUCUGAUGGAGCGGAGCGCAGGUGAAGAUGUGAUUGGGCAUGUUCCAUGGGAUACCUCCCUUAAGCACCUACCCUCCAAGGAAUGGAUAGACGAAAACGCUGGUAAUGCUACCCACGAAACUUGCAGCAAAAACGUUGCCAGCGAGACCUACGAAAAUUGCAACCAACGGGGCAAUCAAACAAGCAGCCUUUGCUAUAGCAAAGCAGACGCAGCUGAAGAAGAAGGAAUGGACAAAUUAAAACCUAUAAGAGAUGCCGAGAAUUUCCAAUCCGAGUAUUGCAUAUGUGCCUGCGGAAAUGAAAACUUUAUUAAAGUUUUUGACAUACGAAAAAAUGACGACAAUAUGUGGCUAGCCAAAAUACCAAUAACAAAUAAAAUCGAAUACAUAACACAAAUUCCGAUGAAAAAAAAUGGAAAGAAUAUUACAAAGGAUUCGAAUAUAUUAAAAAAUAUAAUAAUAGCAAGCAGAGAUAAGACAGUCAAAAUAUGGAAGAAAGGAUGGGUGUCUUUUUAUCCUCCCUCAUACGAUUGGUGCACUUCUCUCUCCAAUUUUAGCCUUUCUGAUUUGAUGAAAAAUAAAGGUACCCAAAACCUGCAGGAGGAGUCAGCCGAAUAUGCAAAUAAUUUGUUCAAUUAUGAUUCGUUAAUCGUGUCAGGAAGUAGAGAUUCUCACCUGCGCUUUUGGCUCUACGCGACGGACAGCACAACGAAUGAGUUUAACCGGUUCAUGAAAAUUGUUAAAAAUGCCCACAUGGUCGACAUAACGAGUAUAGCCAAAUAUCAAACCAGUGGCCUGGUUACGACGGACAGGUACGAGCUCAGUUAG